Molecule: messenger RNA, 450 nt
Organism: Hibiscus syriacus
Lineage: Eukaryota; Viridiplantae; Streptophyta; Magnoliopsida; Malvales; Malvaceae
Product: two-component response regulator ARR22-like
Exons: 2
Coding region: 1-450 (149 amino acids)
Biological process (GO): phosphorelay signal transduction system
Source: RefSeq, a predicted model, not a curated record
AUGGUGUUGGGAAAAGCAUCGAGUUCAUCCUUGAGCAUGAAAUCAGAUGAAGACGUGGUUAAUAAUAACAAUAACUUGAGAGUGUUGGUUGUUGAUGACAGUCCGAUGAUCCGUAAGCUCCAUGAUAUGUAUCUCAAGAAGUUUGGACUCGAAGUUCAAGUUGCCGAGAACGGAAAGAACGCUGUCGAACUUUUCCGUUUCGGAGCUUCUUUCGAUCUCAUUCUAAUGGACAAAGAAAUGCCUGUCAUGGAUGGGGCCGAGGCAACUAAGGAGUUGAGAGCUAUGGGAGUGAAAAGCAUGAUCGUUGGUGUAACUUCACUUGACUCACCAUAUGAGAAGCAAGUUUUCAUGGAGGCAGGCUUGAAUUAUUGCUUUAAUAAGCCUUUGAUUGCUGAUAACAUUAGUUUUCUUCUGCAAGAGCUCAACAAGAACAACAAUGACAAAAACUGA